Dreissena polymorpha is the source of this 672-nucleotide messenger RNA. RefSeq names its product G-protein coupled receptor 39-like. Bases 1 to 672 code for a protein of 223 amino acids. The record is from RefSeq and is a predicted model, not a curated record. NCBI's taxonomy places the organism in Eukaryota, Metazoa, Mollusca, Bivalvia, Myida, Dreissenidae. Gene Ontology annotation, molecular function: G protein-coupled receptor activity. Gene Ontology annotation, biological process: G protein-coupled receptor signaling pathway. Gene Ontology annotation, cellular component: plasma membrane. The transcript has 4 exons.
AUGAACUCCUCCAGCAGUAAUGCCACGACUGCAUCCACCACGAAUACGAACGGGCUUUCGCCAAUCAAUCAGUUUGAGCUCUGGUCACCGUUCGAGAUUCUACGUGAGACCGCCCCACAUGUGAUAACCAUUGACAGGGUGGUUACCCCUAUUUGGUACAUCAUUGGCUUCAUCGGGAACCCAAUCUCGGCCAAAAUAUGGCUUUCAAGAAAAGUGAGCAGUUCUAAUUCCUCUGCAGUUUAUUUUGGCUCCCUUGCCAUUGUUGAAACUCUGUACCUUAUCUUGCACGUGAUUUACGAACUCCACGUGGCUUGGGGUUACAACACGUACCACACACGAGUUUCCUGCGAGAUAUUCAACUUUCUCUUUUUGACACCUCAGUACAUGGUACCAAUUCUUGUAUUGGGAUUUACAACCGAGCGAUAUAUCGCCGUCUGCCAUCCUUUUGUUAAAGAGAAAUAUUGUACUGUUACCCGUGCAAAGAUCGUGAUAGGCUGUAUGUCCGCUUCUUCGGUCGUGUUUGGACUUGUUCAAGUGUACAUUUGGGCGUUUAAUGACGACCUCGGGAGAAAAUCGUUUAAUAGAGCAACGACAUCAGACUACAGUCCGACAUGUAAUGGAAAAGCACUGUGUUCUGAGACAUUCGUGCUCAACGAAAUGGGUGAUCAGUGA